AGCUAUUGCCAACUUAAUUAAAAUGUCAAACUUCUAACACGAAACUUUUUAACCUGUUGCAUCCCCGCAGAUAAUUUUCUAAAAAUCUUCUUUUAUCACUGAUAAGCAUAUCAGAACGAAUCUAACUGAUUCAGAGGUAUGGAUAAACUGCGCCGAGUGCUUGGAGGUAACGACUCCCCAGACGAAGAAAGCGGAAUAAUGUCCCAGCUAAAUGAAACAACAACUCUGAGUUGGUCCACAAGACUGAAAGCAUUUCUAUUCUGUUUUAUCUUGGGAAUUCUUUUGUCCUUCCUUGGAUCUUUUGCCCUAUUUUUAAACGGUGGCUUGUCAGUUUUUGCCGUUUUUUACACAUUGGGAAAUAUUUUAUCUAUGGCAAGUACGUGUUUUCUGAUGGGACCGUUCAAUCAAAUCAAAAAAAUGUUUGCCUCAACUAGGGCUAUUGCCACUGUUCUUGUAAUUGCGUCUUUCAUUUUAACACUAGUAUCUGCUCUUGUGUUGCACAAUGCGCUCCUGGCCCUCAUUUUUAUAAUAAUACAAUCGUUGGCGAUGACUUGGUAUUCUUUGUCGUACAUACCUUAUGCAAGGGAUGCAGUAAAAAAGACUUUCAUAGCGUGUAUCGGUUGAUUAGGCAAUUUGAACCAUAAAUGUAUAAAUUUGGAAAGUA
Messenger RNA from Tribolium castaneum (red flour beetle), 664 nucleotides. RefSeq lists its product as uncharacterized. Gene Ontology annotation, biological process: vesicle-mediated transport. The transcript is spliced from 3 exons. Gene Ontology annotation, cellular component: membrane. The record is from RefSeq and is a predicted model, not a curated record. Lineage: Eukaryota; Metazoa; Arthropoda; Insecta; Coleoptera; Tenebrionidae. The coding region runs from base 139 to 624 and encodes 161 amino acids.